This is a messenger RNA of Prorocentrum cordatum, 369 nucleotides long. Lineage: Eukaryota; Dinophyceae; Prorocentrales; Prorocentraceae. The record is from the annotation of a GenBank genome assembly.
GUGGCCGCUCGGGUGCGGGAGCUGGUAGCUCUGCCGGCAUUCGACACGCCGAACACCGAGCGGAAGUCACGCAUUGCGCACGCGCGGCACGGCAACAUUCUGCUCCCCUGCGAGGACGAGGCCGCGGCAGAUCUCGAGCGGAAGCUAAAGGACGCCGUCGAAGCCAACGCCAACCACAAGGGCUCGAUGACGAGCCCGAUCGUGAUUCCAUCGGAGAUGCUGCAGGUUCCAGGGAUUUGGAUUCAAGUCGAGCAGAUCAUCAGUGAAGCCAUCCGGGGCAUGGGCGGCGACGUGAAGAUGAACCGUGCCCCGAGGAACAACACGAGCCGCCAGUUCGGUGGGGGCAAGCGUCGUGGAGGCAAGAAGUGA